Camponotus floridanus (Florida carpenter ant) is the source of this 974-nucleotide messenger RNA. It is a transcript of the gene Taf12, whose product is annotated as transcription initiation factor TFIID subunit 12. The record is from RefSeq and is a predicted model, not a curated record. Gene Ontology annotation, molecular function: protein heterodimerization activity; TBP-class protein binding; DNA binding. Bases 271 to 846 code for a protein of 191 amino acids. Gene Ontology annotation, biological process: RNA polymerase II preinitiation complex assembly; DNA-templated transcription initiation. Lineage: Eukaryota; Metazoa; Arthropoda; Insecta; Hymenoptera; Formicidae. The transcript has 4 exons. Gene Ontology annotation, cellular component: SAGA complex; transcription factor TFIID complex; SLIK (SAGA-like) complex.
ACUAACCUAUAAAGUCGGUGAUUCUUCUACUCUCCUCGCGAAAGAGCUAACGUCCUUAUCUCUGAUUUUAAAACGAGUUUUUGUGAAUUUUAAGCUUUCAACACAUCACAUUGGACAUUAUACACGUUUCAACUACACCUCUCUCUAACAUUCGUGUAACGUAUCAAACAUGUAACGGUAAAUUUGCGAUGCAGUAGGGUAUAAUUACAAUAAAGUGGAAUAUUCGUCGAACAGAGAGAUUGACAAAGAUCUAGCGAAUUGUGCGUAAGAAUGUCGCAACAAAGUGCUAUCGUGCAAACAACUAACACAGGUUCCGAGAUGACACCCAUGCUCGGAACUUUGCAGUCUGUAGGUCCUAAUAAUCAGGCAUCCUCGGUUCUGCCCAAUAUGCAAAGCAAUGUCAGUGGCACCACGACAACUACUAUAGCACAGACGCAAUCUCAACAAACACAAUACGUUUCGCAGUCUCCGAAACAAGUAUUACAACAAUCAUCCACUCCAAGUUCCUUCAGCGAUUUUCCACAAUUUUUAACAAAAACAAGAUUACAAGAUUUGGUAAGGGAAGUAGAUCCUACCGAACAGUUGGAUGAAGAAGUGGAGGAAAUGCUUUUACAGUUAGCGGACGAUUUUGUAGAAACAACGGUAAAUGCAGCUUGUCUAUUGGCUAAGCAUCGUCAUGCGAAUACAGUGGAAGUUAAAGAUGUACAGUUACAUCUGGAAAGAAAUUGGAACAUGUGGAUCCCUGGUUUUGGUACAGAUGAAGUACGUCCAUAUAAACGUGCUACUGUCACUGAAGCACAUAAACAAAGAUUAGCACUUAUACGAAAAUCUAUCAAAAAGUAUUGAAUCAUUUCUAAGUUACAUUUCAUUAAUUUUAAUUAUCAAACUAUUAUAUCUUGUAUAUUUUUAAUUACUGUUGCCUGAUAGUUUAGAAUAAUUAAAAUAUUCAUCACACAUCAAUUUUUUUCCACAAA